This is a messenger RNA of Clavispora lusitaniae ATCC 42720, 8631 nucleotides long. RefSeq names its product DNA-binding protein kinase (gene TEL1). The record is from RefSeq and is a predicted model, not a curated record. Gene Ontology annotation, molecular function: protein serine/threonine kinase activity; protein binding. Gene Ontology annotation, biological process: DNA repair. Lineage: Eukaryota; Fungi; Ascomycota; Pichiomycetes; Serinales; Metschnikowiaceae.
AUGUCUACAUUCGACCUAACACGGAUCGUAGAUGCUCUCCAGUCGACGAAAAUCAAAAGCCGAAAUGAUGCAUUGGGUCUUCUAGAGGGAUUACCUGCUUCCAAAUUGAGACUCGAGACCCGUCAGUUCAAUACUCUUGCUACUGCUCUUCUCAAGCUUAUUCAAAGAGAAAGAGACAUAUAUGCCCAUAAUUCCACCAAUCCUGUCGUAUCUCGACUAUCUACUGCAUCGAACUUCCUUUGGGAGCUCGUGGAUGAAGCGUUGAAGAAGCCCUCUGGAAGGCAACCCCGCUUCAAACACUUGCUCGCAAUCGUCACAACUAUAUCUAGCUGCUUCUUCACAGCUGAUUCCGUGAUAUUAGGUCCCUGUGCCACUCUGUUUGCUAAAAUACUUAAGUCCUCUUUAAGUCAUCAGUUCUUCUUAACUCAUCUCACGGAAGAAACUUGGACAAAACUAUACAAGUUUCAUAAGCGUGCAUUAGAGGAUAUUUUGGAUCAUAAAGAUGACAUUCACACAUUGAAUGAAACCCUUCUCCAAGAGUUGUACCAGUCCUUGUAUUUACUAAUCGGUGGUGAAUCUCCCGUGGUUCUUUUACCGCUUUUGAAAUACGAUAUCUAUUUUCCUCUUCUUCGAAUUUUGAAACUAACUUUGAGAUUGUUCAAAAAUAGGGAAUCAAUGACCGUCGUUGUCGCUUUCAAGGUCAUCAAUAAACUCUUAAUUGUGCUUUCAACUGAAGACUAUAUGUUCUUGCACGAACUCAUCAAUAUUGCACUUCGAAGUUUCAACAUGUUUGUGUCAUCUCCACUUGAGUCCAUUCAGAAACAAAUUGCAAUUUUUCUCAACUUGGAAACAGUCUACAGGUACGUUGAAAUUUCAAGCCUUCCGAAGCUUAUUGGCUCUGAUGGCAUUAUAACCAGUAGCGACGAUGAGCACGAAAGUAUCCCAGAGAGCAGUGUGCAAUUGUACAACAUUGGUUCGUUGAUUCAGAGUUUAAUGAUUCAAGUUCAGUCAGUGUCUGUUAGACUCAAUCCAAAUGACAUAGGAUUCACCUUUGCCAGUACCAAUAUUGAAUUCUGCUUGCAUGGUAUGUACCUCAAGACAGAUAGGGCGAUCCCUUGGCUACUUUUGAGAGGCUUGUCCAAACUCAUUGUAAAAUAUUAUGACAUGAGAGAAAAACUCUCUCCAAACAUUCCGCUAGCAAACUUUCAUGAAAUGAGCAUGCAUAUGUCAGUCCUGGGUGGCUCAAUGUAUAAGAGGCAGAAACUCCAAGAUCAGAAAACUCAUUUGUGGACAUGCUCUAAUGCUUCGCUGUUUUUCAAUUCAUUGAUCACAAGCUCAAAUGAUCCAAAAGAGCAGAUUUGUGGUCUUCAACUUUUAGCGUUCCAUGCUGAGCUAUUUCAUCUUACCGAGAAUGCACUGCCUAUGGCAAAAGAAGAACAUGAAAGCUCGAAGACUUUGGACUUCAACGAAUCAACAAUUCUAGACAUAAACCUUGGAUAUGGUGAUGAGUCCCAGGAGACAAUCGUGGCCAUCACGAAUAUUCUCAAAGUCCUCAAUGUAAAAUCUCUAACAUUUUGGGCUUUUUUAGCAUGCCGAUCCAUUCUUUUCAAUACUGAAAUAAAUGUAGCGAGCUGCAAUCCUACCCUUACGAAAAGAUUACAUCAAAUAUUGAAACUUUUGAUACCAUUUAUAAACGAUGUGGAGAUUGGUACUUUAGCAGCAGACAUUUUCUUUCAUAUUGUCCGAAACCAGUCAGAGAACGAUGUAUCGAAGCUCUUAGAUAAGACAAUUAUUAGCCAGCUCGAAAAUCUAAUAGAUUUAUUAGAAUUGAGUGGGCCCUUCUCGUUGCACAAAACUGCAUUGGGUUUUUUUUGGGCUAUUACCAAAGUGUAUGCUGAUGCAGAAGUGUCCCGAAUGUCAAACUUCACGCAGAGCCUUGGUCGCUGGUUUAUCACGAAGUGGAACGAAAAGUACGUUGAUUCUUCUUCUGGUUUGAAAAGAUUUACUGGUGGACGUUCCCCAUCACCAGAAGAUGUAUCAACUUUCCUUCUAUGGAUGAGUGGGAAGAACGUACUCCUAGAUUUAUCUAAAUCAACCAUCCCCUUGAACCUGUCUUUACAGGACUUAGAGAUCCUUCUCAGAUCUGCCAAUGAUCAUAGCGAAUUACAAUCAUUUAUUGUUCUUGACGAGUCAGUACGAAAUAACGAGAAAGCUUUUACGGAGAUAUCAUUCCCUAUGCUAACCCAAAAUGAGUUUGUUUUUGACACUAUUGUUGCCCGAAUUUUGGAUGUUUCGGAAUUGGUAUGUCAUUCGGGAGAAACAUCAGAUGUACUAUCAUCUUGGGCGAGCUCAAUACUGAUUAUAGCGGACAUCUUAGCGUGCAAUUGUCUAGAAAGCUCGAGCCUUUUCCGCAAUAGUGCACAUCAGCUAUGGAACACGUUGAGCACAUCUAUUCAUCUGCGCCAUGAUGCGUCACUUGCUCUUUCAUGUGUCUUAGAAUCUAAAGUGACAAGAAAGCAACUAACAGAUACAUUUUUCCCAUUCAAUACCUUUGACAGCUACUUUCAGAGAUUUUUUGGAAGAAAAGAUCAACCGCAUGAGGACAAUCAUAAAAAUGAUUCAGAUUUCGACUCAGAGUUUUCGACUCAACAAAAAGGAAAGAGUAGGACAGCGUCGCCUACUGACGUGUAUGAUCGGCUGAGUUAUGAGGAGGCUAUUUCCUACUUUAAGUUCUACGCCUCUCUUAAGAAAAUAGAUGAUGAAAACGUACUUAGGUGUAUUGAGACAAUCCCCUCGAAAGAACGUUUGAGCUGUCUAAGAAUCUUGUUACAAUCCUCCUCACAAAACUCUACUAACAAUUUCAAUGCUAAUUGGUUGAUACGACUUGUGCGAGCACUAGGCGAAGGACCUUUAUCAGACCAAGAGCUCGACAGGUGUGAUACUGUGAUUGAAGUGUCUUGUGAUCUUCUAAUGUUGACGAUACCCACUGCGGUAGCAAAUAAAGAGGAAAGCUUGUUGAAGGAUUGUAUUGACUUAUUAAGCUACUUUAUUCUGUGCUGUCAGAAAUCAUUGUUAGUUACGGGAAAACUGCAAGUUUGCGUUUGGAAAAUGAUAUUCAGUUUACUCAUCGAAACUGAUUUUGAAUUUGCCAACAGGUCAGAUAUACAGACCCUUUUCCUAGAUUCUCUUGAAAGGUUUUCCAACGCAAUGACGAUUGAAAUUGCACAAUCAGUGCAGAAAUUCCUUAACUUCCUUGACCUUUCAGAGCAAAUGAUAUUUUACAAAGAACUUUUUUCUAGAUUUAAGGUGUAUCAAGAAUCAGUUGAAAGGUUUGCAACAUGUUGUCUUUUUUUCUGUUUGAUAUCGAAGGGAAACUUUCAAUUACGCAUAUCUGUCCUAUUCAAUUUGAUUGAAUGCACUAAGUUUGAAUUUUUUGAACCUUACUUGAGACAAAGCAUCAAACUAAUAAGCGAACUCUCCAAAAAACACGGAGUCAAGUCUCUUUUUAGGUCUCUAAGAUUCGAGUUAUUAAAAUGUUGGUGGGGUCAUCAGCUCAACAUCUUGAAAUUCCCACAUCAUUUGUUUGGUUAUAUAGACACCAGAUCAUUUCUUGUGGAGAACUAUAAAGAAAUAAUUGCAAUUCUGCUUUCCAUAAAACAUCCAAAAUCUGAAGAAGAAUACAUCAAGAUUAUUGACCACUUGUCCAAGAUUCGCUCAUCCGAUCGCCAAAGUAUGCUAAGUGAUUCUCUCCCUCUAAUUGUUCCAUUAGCAUACACGACUGAAGGCGUUCGGAACAAUAUAUUCAAAAUUAUUGCUCACCUAUUCAAUGAGGCUUACAAAGCGUAUAUGAGAGAAAAAUUACUUUUGCAAAUAUUGCAAACGAUAAAAUUGACGGAUACCAAGAGCGAACAAGCAUUCAAAACUGCUCUUAAGAAACAGUCAGACCCUCUUUUUCAGUCUGAGGUAAUUUUGGAUACAUCGGCGCAAGCGGUGGUAUCAACAUUAUCAAGCGUGGAGUUAAUUGGUGCAUUGGUUAGAAAGUACUGGAGUUCAGAGAAGUCUGAAUUCUGGAACUUGAAGACAGUUUACUUCUUAGUGCGCCAUAUCGGGAAGGAUAUUAGUGACUCCGUGGAAAAUGAUACCCUUACAUGCUUGAGGCGGAUCAAAUACGUUCUUCUGAUGAGCCAAAUCAAGAUUAACCAAUUUGAACUUGUGAAGCUUUUGAUCGAUAUUUGUUGCCCUUUACUUAUUACCAGCCUAAGAGACGAGGUUUUACCUAUUUUAAACUCUAUUGACACAAGCUUCUUAAAUCUAGCAUCGCCUGAAAAGUCUAUUCCUCUUUUAUUUGGGUUACUAAAUACGGCCUCCUUGGUCAGAGAUGGUAUGAACAACGUCCUGUUCUUCACCUCACUAGAUGAAAUAUUGCAUUUUCAAGGAUCAAAAUUGACAUCAGCACUUCCACUAAUGCGUGCAAUGAUAGAUCUAGUGAUGGGCUCAUCAAUUCAUUUGGAUAUGAAAUCAGUUGAAGAUUUUUUGGUAGACCCAGAUUUUGAGGGAGCGAUAGACAAGAAUCUACUGACUGUUUUCAUGUUAAUAUCUCGGUUAUAUCCUCACAUCGCCUCUAGGCAGAUUACCACUACUAAUGUGCGAUUGAUCAAAAUUUUCAUCAAGAUGAGACACAGCGAGAGUUCUAGUGACGAGCUUAAAAUGUGGAUGUCGAGUACUUUAUCCUAUUUUUAUCUUUCAGGAUAUGCCCAUGAAAAUUUAGAUGAGUUCAUCUUGGAUCAAGAAUACGAAGGCGUGAACAAAGAGGAGUUUGUGAACAAAUAUGGUAGCUUGGAUCCUUUCAUGAAGCUGCUCUUGUCAUAUGGAGAAAAAUGUGAUUUUAUUAAUGCUGCGUUCAUCGAAACUAUACUAGGAGCAUUAUUAUGGAAAUACGAAAGGCGCCCUGUGGAUGUGACAAAAUUUUUGCCUUUCGAAGAGUACUAUCCUAUCUUGAAAGAAUAUUUGAUACCCAUCGAUUUCCAUUCGUGCGUGCUCUUAAAUUCAGAGUAUGAUAUGCAAAUCAAGAGUGAAGAUUUGAAUGAUUUUUUGGCAAAAUUUAAGGACAUUCUUGUGAAUGAUUCCUAUGAAGUUUGGGUCUCUCAGUUCCUACUUUCUCUUAUUCAAGAGAUAGCUAAGCAAACAAGUAUUGCAUCGUUAUUGGCAAGCUCAGUUCUUCAAAUUCCAUCCUUAUCAGUGGAGAUCUUACCAAGUUUCAUAUGCUUUUAUAUAUUCUUGACCGGAGAGUCAGGUGCGGCUAAGGUCUAUGAUUUCUUUCAAGUAUAUUGGAGUAAUUUCCAGCGCUCUCCUGAUGACAAAAGCAUUGAUUUGAUCAAAAACAUAAUCCUUUCAAUCAGGAUGGGUCUGGUGCUUCAAGUUGAAAGUUUUCGUAACCUAUACAAGAAACUCAACGUUGACAGUGUAUUUAAGGUCGUCAAGGAGGGUAAUUUGGCGAAAACAUCAUUGAUGUUAUUUGAAGACUCGAUUGAUGGUAAGAUUGAAAAUGUCAAUUGGUCAGAUCACAGGGACACCAUAGCAACAAUCUAUAAACUGUUAGGCGAGGAGGAUAUGUUAUCAGGUCUUCCAGAAGACGUUUCGUUUGAUUACGCAAUUAAUCUCAUCGAUGACUUGGGCAGUUCCUCCGAGAAGAUGAGAUAUGCAAGUGGAUUGCUUGAUGCAUCGAUUGCAUUGACAGGAAAUUCCCAUUCGAGGAAUGUCAUCAGAUCGAUGUUGGAUGAUGGUCAUUUGGGAACAUCCAGCUUGGUGGAUAGGUCUCUUAAGGACAAAGAGGACUCAUUCGAAUGGGCUUGGAAACUAAAUCAAUGGGACGUUGUAACAUCCAGUUGUCCAACUAACCCGCAUGAAGCCGUUUUUUCUUAUUUCAAGCUGAUCAAGGAAGAUGUGUCAGCGUCACAAAGAAUAUUUGAGAAUCUGAUAUUGAACAUGAUGAACUGCAGUACUGAAUUUUCAGAAGGGAAAACUAAUUAUAAAAGAAAGAGAGAAUCGGCGCAUCUGUGGUUUGAAACAAUGGCAUGUAUUCAUGUAUCCAAUAGAAUACUAAGCUCUCCUAUUUGUCAGUUUAGUGAAGAGAUAGAAAGCUUUGAGAAAUUAACUAGCUGGUUUCAAUCCGCUAGUAUUAACUUCUCAGAAAAUAUACUACAAGCUAGACAACUUGCUUUUGUGAUUUAUGGUUCGCAUGCUUUACCAGUACGGGAAGGGUCGAUUUCGUCAAUAACUUCAGGUACAAGUGCAAACCAUGAUCUAUGUUGGCAAGCAGCUGUUGGUGAAACUUUCCGCCGAGCCAAUUUAUAUCAGGAGAACCUCCAACUUCAAAAGAUGGUGAGCGCAUCGAUUUUCAUGAACGAAUUCAUUCAUGCAUCAGAUUUUUCUGACGACAAUAUUGGAACCCAAUUGCAAAGACUCUCAAAUUUCCAAGCAGCCCACUCUUUGUGGACCCAGGGUAAAACGGGCAUUUCCCUUGCAAUGAUGAAUGAUUUGAAAGAAACAGGUCUUAUAUUUACGUUCCUUCAUCGAACGUGUGUGGAUAAGAAUCUCAUGAAAGCGACACUCGUAAAAUGGCUAGCUGAAUCGAGACAAGAGCUCGGCACUAGAUUAUUGGAGAGAUUAGUCGAUCCAAUGCGAGAGGAUAUAGAGAUGGUGGAGAAUGUAUCUCUGCGUUCCUUGAUUUAUCACUCUCUUGCUCAUUUCUGUGAUCUGCAAUAUAAGUCUCAUACCAUUGAAGACCAAAUAAAGGAAUACUCAAAACGUGUUGAUAGAAAGAAGAGAGAGAUUGACGAAAUCAAAACUCAUUACGGGCAAACAUCGGUUUCCGCAACAGAGAAAAAAAUGGUCCAAAAGUAUUAUUCUCGAUUGAAGAGCCAGGUUACCUCUGAUACGUCCAAACUUGAGUCUCUUAGAGAAACAAAGAGACAAUUCGCUAAAAAUGCUGUUACAUUCUUCUUAAAGGCACUACUUUUGAAUGACGAUGCAGAUAAUGACGAUAUGGAUAAAUUUUUCUCUUUAUUUUUGGAACUCAGCAACGAGGAAACCCUUCAACAAUGCAUCAAAAAUGAUCUACGUUUUCUUCCCAGUUACAAGCCUUUGAUUUGGUGUACACAGUUACUCUCCAGAAUAUCAAACGAGAAAACCACAUUUCAAUUUUCAGUUCAGGAUUUAAUAUUGAGAGUUUUUCAAGAACACCCCUUCCAUUCGUUAUACUACCUUGUGUCUCUUAUCUAUCACGAAGAAUAUUCUAAAACCUCAAAUUUGAAGUCGAUGUUACCGAGGAUUGAAGCGGCAAAGAAAUUGAGAGAAAAAUUAGCCACUUUGGAUUUGAAAUAUACCACAGAGAUUCUUUUGCCAAUUGAACAACUUUGCAAAGAAUGUAUCUCGUUAGCAGAGCUUAAAACUUCUAAAGGAAGAUCCUUGCAUCUUGAUAAGUUGCAAAUCGGAGAGUACUGGCUUAAGCACCUUCCAUCAAUACCACCACCAACCUUCAGUCUUGCUGUAAGCAAAACUGGAUAUUCCAAUAUACCAUACAUGAUGAACAUUGGGCAUACAGUGAGCAUUGCUACAUCUGGGAUCAGUCUUCCAAAAAUAGCUACUUUCACGCUUUCCAAUGGCGAUCAACAUAAAAUGUUGUUGAAGUUCGGAACAGAUGAUUUGCGACAAGAUGCUACUAUGGAGCAAGUUUUUGAAAAAGUGAACAACUUUCUACGCAGAGAUAAGGAAACUAGAAAGAGACAUUUACAAGUACGUACGUACAAAGCUGUCCCUUUGGGACAUAGGGCUGGGGUCAUUCAAUUUGUGCCUAAUAGCAAAGCAUUUAUUGAGGUCAUUCGACCUUACCACCUAAAAUCUGACUCACUCAAGGGUGAGAAAGCCAGACAAAUGAUGAAGGAUUGUCAAACAGAGCUGGCUCCACAUCGAAUUCUGGUUUAUAAUCGGAUCAGUCAAAGAAUCAAGCCUGUGUUACGGCAAUACUUUGUUGAUCACUUCGUGACACCCGAUGAUUGGUUUGAUGCACAACAAGUUUACACAAGAGGAAUUGCUUCAUCUUCAAUGGUAGGAUAUGUGCUAGGUUUGGGUGAUCGGCAUUGUAAUAAUAUUCUCUUGGAUCAAUACACUGGGGAGCCCGUUCAUAUUGACUUGGGAGUUGCUUUUGAUCAGGGGAAAAGACUUCCUAUUCCAGAAACCGUUCCUUUCCGUUUAACGAGAGAUAUUGUCGCUGGUUUCGGUUUUACUGGGACCAGAGGCACUUUUAGUGAAUCAUGCAAGCACACCCUUCGGGUUCUACGUGAUUACAAAGAACACAUUCUUGCAAUUUUGGAUGUUUUAAGAUGGGAUCCUUUGUAUUCCUGGUCCAUCUCUCCCAUUCGGAUGAAAAAACUUCAGGAAGAGGAUCCGGGCGUUGAAGGCGUGAAUGCACACGAAGAUGGUUCAGAAGCGAGCACAGCAAUUCUUACUGUUAAAGAAAAGAUCCACCAUGAAGGGCUCAGUACAGAAGCAACCGUUCGCGAAUUAAUUAGAGAGGCUACCAGCGAAGAUAAUUUAGCAUUGAUAUACUGUGGAUGGUGUCCAUUCUAUUAA